AUGGCUACUGAGUUUGGCAACUACAAGGAUUAUAGUGGGGUGUCAAAACUGCCUGCCUCUGCGACUCACCUACUUGACCCACGUCUAAAAAUCCUGGCUACGCUGAUCCCCGGAAUCUUUGCCGCCAAGCACUGUUUGGACAUCGGCUGUAAUGCUGGCAGCGUCUCAAUCCAACUAUCAUUCGAUUUUCAAGCGGCAUCCGUUACGGGCAUCGAUAUCGAUCCCAAGCUGAUUGCUCAGGCCGAGAAGCUCCUGGCCCUGCGUGCUUCCCGUGCGAAACCCCCCACGAGUGGCUCGGCACCCGUUGUCGACUACUUUCCUAUAUCCGCCGUGCUCACUCAUGGAUACCGGAUUGAACCGCAGAACAAGGCUGCGCAUAGCGCAUCCACUGUAUCAGCUGCUUGGCCGCGUGUAACCUUCUUCUCUGCAGAUUGGGCCGUACCCUCAGCCCACGACGUCGAGGAGUCAUAUGAUGUGAUCCUGGCAUUAUCCGUCAUUAAAUGGAUCCACCUCCAACAUCGAGACACUGGUCUAGUUGCGUUCUUUGAGAAGUGCGCCUCGUCGUUGCGAACGGGUGGAUACCUCGUUAUUGAACUUCAGGGCUGGGACUCAUAUCAGAAGGCCGUUCGCCCAAACCACUCUCCGCAUUUCCAGCAGGCUUUGAAGGAACUCGAGUUACGUCCGGAAACUUCAUUCGACACUUUCCUUGCGAACCGAGGCCUACGGCUCUACGCUUCAUCAGAUGCACUUCCUCGUCGCAUCAGUGUCUAUCGAAAGGCCUGA
Molecule: messenger RNA, 783 nt
Organism: Alternaria burnsii
Lineage: Eukaryota; Fungi; Ascomycota; Dothideomycetes; Pleosporales; Pleosporaceae
Product: bin3-domain-containing protein
Exons: 3
Coding region: 1-783 (260 amino acids)
Biological process (GO): snRNA modification
Molecular function (GO): RNA methyltransferase activity; O-methyltransferase activity; snRNA binding
Source: RefSeq, a predicted model, not a curated record